AUGGACAAGACACUCUGCAGUCCGCAUCCCGGGACCAACAAAACCAACUCUUCCUCCACGGACCGCGGGAACUCAUCGGCGUGCAAGCAGCCCAGCGGCCGGAGCGGCUCGCACAGCCCCGGCUCCGGCUCCUUGGGUGGCCCGGCCGGAGCAGGAGGAAGCCGGGGAGCUGUGCUGGGGAACAGCAUGAAUCUGCAGCAGCAGCAGCAGCAGCAGCAGCAGCCGGGGCGGAGGCGGCUGCUANCGCACAGCCCCGGCUCCGGCUCCUUGGGUGGCCCGGCCGGAGCAGGAGGAAGCCGGGGAGCUGUGCUGGGGAACAGCAUGAAUCUGCAGCAGCAGCAGCAGCAGCAGCAGCAGGCGCGCAGGAGGCAGCUGGAAGGAGUGCUGAGCAAAUACACCAACCUGAUCCAAGGCUGGCAGAACAGGUACUUUGUGUUAGAUCCAGAGUUGGGACAGCUGCAGUACUUUGUCAACGAGCAGGGGAAAAGCCAGAAGCCCCGUGGGUCCCUGCCCCUGAUUGGCGCCUCUGUAACCCCGAGCGACGAGGCUCCGCACAUGUUCAUUGUAAACUCUGUCAAUGGAGAGCUGUACAAACUCAGAGCGUCCGACGCCAAAGAGCAGCAGUUCUGGAUCACUCAGCUCCAAGCGUGUGCCAGACGUCACUCUGACAGCAGUGCCAAGGGCUCCUCAUCCUCUGGUCGGACCCGUAGCUUCUCCCUCCUCCCCCACCUAACCCCAUCAUCAUCCCCGGGUUCCCAGAGGCACCUGGGCCACACGGCCACACCCAGCAACAUCGUCACCAUCACCCACCACAAAUCUCCGGCUGCAGCUCGGCGGGCCAAGAGUCAGUAUCCAGGUCGGCUGCUGGAGGUCAAAGAGGUGAUGUCCCAGGCAGAGGGCCAACAGAAGAACCUGGUUCAGUCUAUUGACUCUCUACCCACCAAAGGCCCCCUCUCCUGCCUGGACCAGGACCUGCUACUGCUCAAAGCCACGUCGGCCGCCACACUUAGCUGCCUGGGAGAGUGCCUGAACAUCCUCCAACAGACCCAGAGCCACAGCCAGGCGGCACCUCAGUCCCAGGCCUCGCAGCGCAACCACGCCACCCACGGAGCCCCCUCCGAUGGUGUUCCUGUGUGGACUGUACCAAAGUCGCCCUCAGGGGAGCAGUUGAAGAACGGAGGUCUGACUCCUCUACAAUCAGCCGAGCCCUCCCCGGCUCUCAGGAUAAGGGGUCUGUCCCAUGGUGCUGAGCACCACCCAGGGCUGGAGGACAUCAGCCCCACUGAAGAGGUGACAGACACGGAAGACAACGAGGAGGAGGACCUGGGCGUCCUGGAUGACCAGCGGAGCAUCAUUCUCCACCUGCUCUCCCAGCUCAAACUGGGCAUGGACCUCACACGGGUGGUGCUGCCUACCUUUAUUUUGGAAAAGCGAUCACUGCUGGAGAUGUACGCCAACUUCAUGGCCCACCCUGACAUGUUCCUGUCGAUCACAGCUGGGGCCACAGCCGAGGACCGGAUAGUCCGCUUUGUGGAGUACUACCUAACUGCCUUCCAUGAGGGGCGUAAGGGAGCUGUUGCCAAGAAGCCCUACAACCCGGUGUUGGGGGAGACCUUCCACUGUUCCUGGGAGGUGCCUUGGGACAAAGUCAAACCUUUGGUUAGAUCGAACCAGGGGUCGACUCGGGAGCCAAGCAGGGGCCCCAACAACACGCAGCAGGGCGACGAUUCACCGGGGGGCUGCUACAGAGUCCGCUUUGUGGCCGAGCAGGUGUCCCAUCAUCCACCAGUGUCAGGGUUUUACUGUGAGUGCCGGGAGAGACAGAUGUGCGUCAACGCCCAUGUGUGGACCAAGAGCAAGUUCAUGGGCAUGUCUAUAGGAGUGUCUAUGGUGGGAGAAGGAGUCCUUUGUCUCCUGGAGCACGAUGAGGAGUACGUCUUCACGCUGCCCUGUGCCUACGCCCGCUCCAUCCUCACCGUGCCCUGGGUGGAGCUCGGGGGCAAAGUCUCCAUCAACUGCAUCAAGAGCGGCUACUCGGCCACCGUCACCUUUCACACCAAGCCUUUCUAUGGGGGGAAAGUCCACAGAGUGACGGCAGAGGUCAAACACAACCCGACCAACACCAUCGUGUGUAAAGCGCAGGGUGAGUGGAACGGCACGCUGGAGUUCACCUACAGCAGUGGGGAAACCAAAGUGAUCGACACGGCCAAACUCCCAGUCACCAGGAAGAAGCUGCGACCAGUGGAAAAACAGGGGAGAACAGAAUCCCGACGGUUAUGGCAACAUGUCACCAAGUCGCUGAAGGAAGGGAACAUCGACGAGGCCACGGAGCACAAACACAGGCUGGAGGAGCGACAGAGAGGGGAGGAGAGGCAGAGGGCAGCUGAUAACAAACCCUGGACACCCAAAUACUUCUCUAAAGAGGGAGAAGGUUGGAUUUACAACAACCCACUGUGGAAGUCGACCUGACAGCAGAGCGACGCUCUCUUCUCACGGACAACAACCGAGAUUCUGCCUCCACACGCUGAGGACGGUGUCUCACACAGACCUUCGGACCUGAGCUUACAGACUCUCAGAGCGACACCAUAGAGACACAAACAGGAAACACGCAAGGUGCCAAAGGGAUCUCCACUGUUAUAACCAAGAAGGGGUUUGGAGCUCUUGGGACAGAAGUACAUUUUUAUAUACAGUUAAUAGUAUUACUAUUCAAAGUAGAGUAUUUCUAUUUUUCACCUUGCCAAGGCCUUUUUUGCACAUGCACAGUAAUGGAGUUUGCCACUGGUGUUUUACUUUUUUUUUUUAAAUGAUCAAUAUGUUUUCUCAGACAUGUCAGUGUUUGGUUCAAAGCUUUUAGUUCGUCAUGCAGCGUUAGAAUGAACUGAUGGAAGUUCCCUGUAACACAUAAAACUGUAGUUGUAAAUGAGUUGUUUGUAAAAGCACUUUUACCAUAGAAAUAAAUUUACUAUUUUAUAUCUAUGGCUUUUACCAAUCAGGGUGGUCUCUAAGAGCUUUAUGGGAAAUAAGAACACCUGACCAGAUUUUAAACGAUAUAAAUCCAGUGGUAAAAUGUACUACAUUAGAAUAUGUGUUAGUAUAUAUUAUUAUACAGUAUAUUACAGUGAGCUACUGGAAAGUAAAGGCCCUGAUUGUUUUGUCUGCACUAUGAAUGUAUCUGGACACAUUUUAAUAGUGAUUAUGCCACUUUCCCAUCUUGUACUUUGCUACUACACGCUUUUUAUUUUACCCUGUCGCUCCUUUGACAGUAUAUCACCCACUGAGUGAGACGCCACCGCAUAACCGACGCUUUCCAUUACUACCUCUCUCAUUCAGCUGUUCCAGCCAUUAGCCAGUUUUUCUUCUUCUAAGAGAAAACACUGGUUUGUUUGUGGCAAAAUGUUCCUGGGUGUCUUCUAAUCUUUUUCUGGAUCUGUGCCCUUACAUUGGCACUUGUGUAAUAAUUAGGCAGCCGCUGCACACCCAGUUACUACGUCUCCUUGGGUCGCCCGUGGCGAUGAAUAUGGAUGAGCAGGCUUACAGAAACACACAGCCAUGCUCUCACAUCUGCGGGCUGCUGGAAGAUUGCCUCUGAAGAUGAGAGGAUUAUCUACCAGAAUAACAAUCAUAGGGAGCUGGGGUAACCAGCCUGUUGGACAGAAAAGGAAAUGCAACGGGUCAUACAACUGUAGUACUCACAUUCUCACAGUGCACAUUUGAUAAAUUAUGCUGCCAAUUUCCAGAUUGAAUGGAUUUCCUAAAAACAAAGAAGAGCAGAGAUUAAAUGAGAGUAAUUAACAGUAUGUCCACUUCAUGUUCUUCUUCAAUGAAAGUUUAUUUUUUAUGGCCUUAUAUAUAAAUAUUUUUUUUUUGUCAUGAAAGAACAUUCACUUUACUCCUCACUACUUUUCCUCUCAGUUGUUCCUUCAGUUUAACUUUCAGGUGUAUUGUAGUAAAGGUAUUUUUAGCCAGGUGAAUUUACCAGAUGCCAGUUUGUAGCCUAAGCCAUGACAGUACAUGACAUAUUACAAUACAGUACAGUACAUAUUAAACCACUGAGAAAAACCUGUCACCUUCUUCCAUCCACUGUUCAUUCCUGUUUCAUGACACUCGCCUUACAUGAAACUAACAAGCAGUUUUCUAUAUCCAAAAGGAUCCAGACUCACCUAAGUAGACAGUGAUUGUGGAUGAAUGAAGGACUAUCCAUUA
Molecule: messenger RNA, 4203 nt
Organism: Seriola dumerili (greater amberjack)
Lineage: Eukaryota; Metazoa; Chordata; Actinopteri; Carangiformes; Carangidae
Product: oxysterol-binding protein-related protein 10-like
Exons: 12
Coding region: 1-2469 (822 amino acids)
Cellular component (GO): intracellular membrane-bounded organelle; membrane; cytosol
Molecular function (GO): cholesterol binding
Source: RefSeq, a predicted model, not a curated record